Messenger RNA from Aplosporella prunicola CBS 121167, 526 nucleotides. RefSeq lists its product as uncharacterized. Lineage: Eukaryota; Fungi; Ascomycota; Dothideomycetes; Botryosphaeriales; Aplosporellaceae. Bases 180 to 446 code for a protein of 88 amino acids. The transcript has a single exon. The record is from RefSeq and is a predicted model, not a curated record.
CAACCCAACCCCCCCAUGCAAAUGCCGCAAACGCGCCAAACGCGGCCAAAUCGCCAAGGCACGCAAAGAACGGCGCGCGCCGUCUGACCUGCCUGAAGAGGCAAUUCGCCGGCACAAGCUCGCGCGGCGGCAGAGCCGCGCGGGACGCGUGCUUGGCGGGCCAAAUCGUCAUCAUCAUCAUGCCUGCUCGCUGCUUGCGGAAGGAGCGCCGUUCGUCGCGGCUGGGGGAGGCAGGAUGGGGCAUGACGAUGCGACAAGAGCGGCGGCGUCAUAAGCAAAAAAGAAAAAAUGGGAUGCCAGUGAUGAUCGAUCAGAUCAGCGCAAUGGCAUGCAUGCCGAUGGCUGUCUGGCGGGCUAAAAGCAGCUACUGCACAGCUAGUUUUUUCCUUCUUCCCACUCUUCGUGUUUGUGGUGGAGUUGGUGGUUGGGGUGGCGGCGCGGAAUGAGAGAAUGAGACGUCAAGAUUGGAGAAGUGCAUGGGGGGGGGCGCAGCCACGGCUGUGUCGAUCUCGAUGAUGAAGGAACA